Tremella mesenterica DSM 1558 is the source of this 750-nucleotide messenger RNA. RefSeq lists its product as uncharacterized. Bases 1 to 750 code for a protein of 249 amino acids. The transcript has 6 exons. The record is from RefSeq and is a predicted model, not a curated record. NCBI's taxonomy places the organism in Eukaryota, Fungi, Basidiomycota, Tremellomycetes, Tremellales, Tremellaceae.
AUGGUCCUCUCUUUCGCUCUACCCAGAAGGGCCAUCCCUCCUCUCCUGCUUCUCCUCUCACUCUCCGGAUGGCUCGUGGCGGUGUAUCAGCACUUUCGACCUCCCCUCUUAUCCUCUUUGUCUCUUCCAAACCCAUCAUACCUCCUCUCGCUAGCUGCAAACUCGUCCUACCUCUCCUGGGCUACCCCCAUCUCCAUCCGAGAUUCAAUCACCGAUUACGUUCAAUCGAUGCCUUCUCUCCGACCUUGGGACGCUCGGGGUGGACCAGAGUAUGAUAUGCUGGGUCAGGACGAGAGAUGUACUUUUGACUGGCCUUCUACCAAACAUAUGUUCGUUUUCAACUCCCCCUACAAGGACAACGGCAUAGGCGAUGGACAUCCUAGGAAAUGGGUCAGCUCUUCUCAUCUUCUCCGAACGUUGUUAACAGGAAGCAUUACCGAGAAUGGCUCCAUACCAACCGCUGGCCUGACUUUCUUUAUUCAUAUCGAAUACUGGCCAUUCUGUUUUCCCGGAGCGACCAUCUCGUCCAACGUUCUUCCACCCGGUGUAGAGAAAUGGGGAUCAUUUGAUACCCAAGUCGAAGAGUUCCGAGAGUUGUUCACACCUAUGCCAGGUCCGGCAGUAGCGGAUUGGCACUCUGAUGAUUCGCUUUUCCUUGCCAUGUUUGGUAUCAAUGAUCUGCAACAAAUGGACGUGAGCUCCUCACUCUCGUCUCGUCGAUCUGACACACCCUUGUCCCACACACGAUAA